Belonocnema kinseyi is the source of this 1215-nucleotide messenger RNA. Its product is annotated as 52 kDa repressor of the inhibitor of the protein kinase-like. Lineage: Eukaryota; Metazoa; Arthropoda; Insecta; Hymenoptera; Cynipidae. The transcript has a single exon. Bases 1 to 1215 code for a protein of 404 amino acids. The record is from RefSeq and is a predicted model, not a curated record.
AUGAAAGAAGCUAAAUAUUUCGGAAUUAUUUUCGAAAAAUCAUUUCUAGGCUUCUUUUCUAUAGCUGGAAAGACUGCAGUCGAACUUACUGAAACUAUCCUUACGCAGCUGGAGAGUGAUAACUUGGACAUACAGCUAUGUCGGGCUCAAGGAUAUGAUAAUGCUGCAAAAAUGGCAGGAGUUCAUGGUAGUGUACAAGCAAAAAUCAAAGAACGUGAUCCUAAGGCGUUGUUUAUGCUUUGUGCUAAUCAUUCACUAAAUCUGUGUGGAUUUCACUCUUUUGAAAGCGUUGAUUCAAGUGUAACUUUUUUCGGAACAGUAGAAAGAGUUUGCACGUUCUUUUCAUCAUCCACACAUCGAUGGGAAAUUCUAAUGAUCAGUGUGGGCGUAUCAGUCAAAAGACUAGUGGACACAAGAUGGAGUGCUCAUGACGACGCUGUUAAACCACUGAAGAAUAAUUUUGAGAAACUUGUAUUAACACUGGAACAGAUGUGCGAUCCCAGCCGCAGCAAAGAAAACGUCGACACAAGAGAGGCAGCAUCCACACUCUUACCAGCCUUGUGUGACUUCAUUUUUUUUUGCUACCUUUCUUUUUGGUGUGAAGUCCUAGAAGAAGUUAACCAGACACAAAAGUAUAUACGAACACCUGGUCUAUCGCUGGAAAAGUGUGUGAUAAAAAUCAAAGCCCUAAAAACUUUUCUUCAAAGCGAACGUAUUCAAAUAGUGGAAAGAGCUAUUGCAUACGCAACUAAAAAGUGUGAGGACUUGAAUAUUUCGAUUGAGAGAAAAGGAAGGAGGAGAUUUCGAAAACGUAUGCCAGGAGAAGUGGCCCAAGAUGCUGGACUAACGUUGCCAGGAGAGCUGCAGAGAGCUAUGUUAGAAUAUCUCGAUAGAUUUUACGAAGAAUUAGACUAUCGUUACAGGGCAAUGGAUGACAUUCUCGUAACAUUUGGUGUUAUUAAGCCUCAAACUCUGCUUACGUCAACAGAAGAAGAACUUCGUGGUAUAGUUCCAAAUCUGACAAAAAUCUAUGAUGAAUUUUUUGCAGAGGAUAUUAUUUUGGAGAUUUUACGACUGAGGCGCCACUUGGAAGCCGCCAGCAUUUCUUCCCAAGAAGCGGUCCGGUGGACUACCUUGGAGCUCCUGAGAUUCAUUGCAAAAUGGGGCUAUUCUGAGUCGGUUCCGAGUCUAGCGCUGUGUCAAAGAUUUUUCUAA